CAGUACUAAGUCCACCUGCACGCCGAGCGCAGGCGCACUAUCCGCGACGAAAACCUAAAUUCGCGCACCUCGCUUACUCUCGCAACCUUAGCGCCCCCACAUAAGUUUUUUUCGGACUACACUGGACAUUCUAUGUUCACUGUCGGAUAGUGUCUGUGCUCUGAACUGGUGGCUACCCUCAGGAGAGGAAAAUCGAAGAUCAACUAUAUAAGCAGUAUCGAGCUCUCGAGUCAACCCGUCCUCAGGAACCGACGAAAUGGCGCUAAUACUACAGUAUAUAAAUGAUAUGCAUGUAUUCAUGGACAAAUAUGGAGAUCCUCGGACUAAUCCAUGGUUCCUGAUGAGUUCUCCAUUUCCAACAUUAAUAAUUUGUUUGAGUUAUGUCUUUCUAGUCAAGGUUUUAGGACCCCGAUUUAUGGAAAAUAGAAAACCAUAUGAAUUAAAAAAUGUUUUAAUAAUAUACAAUUUUCUACAAGUAUUAUUCAGUGCAUGGUUAUUCUAUGAGAGCUUGAUGGGGGGCUGGCUGAACCAUUACAGCUUAAGAUGCCAACCGGUUGACUACUCUGACAGUCCUGUAGCCACUAGAAUCGGGGCCGCUGGCUGGUUCACAGGCAGGUAUAACUUUCACUGUCAGCCGGUCGACCACUCCAAACAUCCACAAACAAUAAGGAUGGUACAUGCUUGUUGGUGGUAUUAUUUCUCAAAAUUUACAGAAUUUUUUGAUACGAUCUUCUUUGUUUUAAGAAAGAAAUUUGAUCAUGUGUCAACACUGCAUGUCAUCCACCACGGAGUAAUGCCAAUGUCUGUGUGGUUUGGAGUUAAAUUCACUCCUGGAGGUCACUCAACGUUCUUUGGGUUGCUGAAUACCUUCGUACAUAUCAUUAUGUACACAUACUACAUGUUGGCGGCAAUGGGACCCCAAAUGAAAAAGUUUUUGUGGUGGAAGAAAUAUCUCACAACACUACAAAUGGCGCAAUUCAUCGGCAUCAUGGUUCACGCAUUCCAGUUGUUGUUCAUCGAGUGCGACUACCCGCGCGCAUUCGUGUGGUGGAUCGGAAUGCACGCUGUCAUGUUCUUCUUCCUCUUCAAAGACUUUUACAAUCAGUCAUACUCAAAACCUAAGGUGCGGGCGAGGUCGCCGCAGCCGGUGACCACGGACAUCAAGGAGGUGUACACGAACGGCGCGCUGAAGAACGGCUACACGAACGGGCACGCGAGCGCACUCGGCUUCGUGCGCGCGCGCACCGUGCUGCCGGCCGGCAACUGACCGCGCGCGCGCCCGCGCACCGCCGGCCCGCGGACUCGCACGCCGCCGCGCGCCCACUCGCACUGUGAUCGUAGGGACCACUCACACCCCGGGGUGUCGGCUGCGAGGGCUACGUGCCCCACGUGACAGUGAACCUCAUAUAGUGUUACCGUGAGAACAGCUACAGCAAGUUUCACCAAACCUCACUCCAGAGUAAUGUGGACCAAAGUUUGUUCAAUUGUGGACUGUCUUUUGGUUUUACUGUUUAACAAUUUUUAGUUGGCAAUGAAAGUUAACAUUUCAAUAUUUCUGUAUAUUGUACAUACUUCUGUUAUUGUGGAUUUUUAACUGAUAUGCAUGUAUAAUAUAUCCAUCCAGGUACACCAUAUUUAUGUAACAACUUUUUAUUAUUGAAUUAAUAAUUAAUUUAUACAGGCGAUUCUUGUCUCCAUAAAAAUUCUGAAUUUAAAUUAUUAAUUUGUUUCUUGAUUUUUGUUUAUGGGCCAGUUUUUAUGUAAUAAAAACGCAGUAAAAUAUAAUUACGACAAAACUCGAAAGAAAUUUAAUAAACUGGUCAACAGUUAUUUGCAUUCCAAAAAACUUGUUUAUCACUUUAUAUUUCAUUGCGUUAUAAUGUCUAAUAAAAAAUAUACAUGUAUGUCAAAAGACAUACAUGUAUAAUUUAUUAAAAUAUUCCAAAGCAACUAUAAUCAAUCAAGUUACCAGCCACUUUUAUCUAGAUCUUUUUAUUACAUUAUAGAUAUAGGUAGAUAAACAACCAUAGAUUCUCAAUUGCUUACAGUCCACAGGGAUAUCUGGGUUUUUUAUAAGACUUACUUUUUCACAUAGCCUUGAGCUAUCACUAAACAGUAACCCAUAUAUUGUGAUUUCAAUGGACAAAGGGAAAUACUCCUAAAAGUACGUCCUGCGACUCUCCGUCGCAACUUCAUUAACUCUAAAGUUAGCGAUAAAUGUGAUUUUACCUAAUGUAUAUAUUAGAAGGUAUCAAUGGUGUAAAUGUUAUUUUAUUGAUACAGAAGUAGAUAGAUUUGUGAUCGCAUAGCGUUUUGUACUUUAUUAUAUUUACAUAUUAUGUUGCUUUUAGAAGUUAGACGCAGAAAAGACAAUACAUACACAUUGUUCCGAAAGGUGCUUUAAUUGUUCCAGAUAAUGACAGAUAUAAUUAGCACCAUACCACAAAUGUUUAUUAAAGUUUGUUAAAAUAUUAAUGAUAUUACAAAUAAAGAAGACUAGUUAAAAUUAAAAUAUUCAAUAAUUACGUUAUUCGGUCCGAAAAUAACUUUCGUUUUCUAAAUUUUAUUAUUGUUGGUAUUCAAAAUAAUUAUGAAAAUGAUAUAUUAAUUUUAAGUCUUAUCAGUCUGUAUCCACAUUGCAAAUCGGCCAAUGUGAGUAAAUAUUAUUACAAUGUAAUUAAAUAAUUUCUUUCAAUUUAUACUAUAAUAUUACUCAACUUAUUGCAAAAAAAAAAUAUUUUAAUUUUUAACUCUUUUUCCACAAAUUAUUAUCAUUGGCCCAUUUGGUGUGAAUGCAGCUAAACAGUAUUUUAAUUUCACAUCAAAUGUUAACAGAAAAUACUGUUUCAAUGCAAUUUAGAUAAUUAUCAGGGUUGUGUUGGUUAUUUUUUUUUUACUUAUAUUUUAUUUAUUGCAAUGUCUUUUUUUAUGGAUUUAUCCCAAAUCUGGUCAUGCUUUGCGGUCACUCUGCGUUUUCAUGGAAGUCGCAGUAGAAUUUCGCUUACAAAGCGGUACCAGCGGCGCUUUAUACUUACUACUUAAAUAAAACAAGUAUUUCGAGUUAUUGUUAACCUUAUAUUUUAUUGGUGUAGUUCUUGUCCAGAUCAUGUUGGUAUAUUAGUUCAGUUUCAUGAGGAUAAGUUUGCAACCAAAGUAAGGCAGCUAAGGGAUUAUAAUAUAAGCAUUAUUAGAAUUUUUCUUCGUUGCAAUAAAAUAAACCUCUUAGAAUGUUUAUAGUAAUACAUAGAAAAUGAUUGUAAUCACUAUGCGAUUCGAAUAAGAAUAGGACUAACCUAGCGCCAUAUUGUGACUUCAUAGCUGUCAACUCAAAUUAGUUAGGUAGGGUGAGCAAAACAUAUUUUUGAAAAAAUAUUUAUUUACAAAUAAAUAUAAAACAACCAUUAAAGAAAAAGUUUUAAUAGGAAUCAGUCACUUCAAUUCCGUUCAUCUCUGUAUUACUGUCAGAGUAAGCAUUAUCGUUAUCAUCGUCACUGCUGCUUUCUCCUAUACAAAUAGAACGUGUAUUUAUGUGGGUAUUUAAAAGAAAAAUAGGCAUUUUAUUAUCCGUGUUUAUAAUAAAAUUAUCAGUCUUAAAAUAUCUUCCUUUGCCGGUUUUCAUUUUCGAUUCGUUUAACGUGGUUUAUUUCUUUCUUCCAAUCGUUACCGGUAAUUGAAGCAAUUGUUUGUAAUGUAAGGCUCUCAAUUUGGCUUUCUGUUUAACAUUUUUGUCUGCUACCCUACGAUUUAUCAAAUGCCCGAUAUAUUCAAUUGGAUUUAAAUCGCAAUUGUGCAGCCUCAAAACUUCGAAACCAUGGUGUUAAAAAAGCUGCCGAUGACUUAGUUUUUUGGCGGUUGGUGCCUUUUUAUUAACCGCUUUUUUCCGAGUUCCACUUUUGUAAAAUAUUCUUGAUAUUCAAUAUUAUUAUCUUGCACCUCUCCACUCGUGUCGAAUACGAGUUAAAGUAUUUUUAUUUACACCAGUGGCCAAAUAAACUCACUCGGUCACACAGACAAAACGCUUGCGUACAUUUCACGAGUCAAAAUUAUAUUUCCAUCUGGUCUUGAGGAAAUGUUUGCUGUGCUGUUUCUCACUCUUAAAAGGUUUAAAUAAUUUUUUAAACUAAUUAUUACCUCAAUAGAUUUGGUAUUUAGUACUCGGUUAGAUAAAUAUAAAAGUGAAAAAUUAAUUUUCUUUGCAAGCCGUACUUUUCAAGUGAUAGUUGAUAGGUUGCGUCCAUUCGAGGUCAUUGACGUUCGUAUUCUUAUUUGAAUCGCAUUAUAUAUAGAGACACGUUCAGUUCUCCCAUCUGUCAGUCUUCCCGUUUUUGUACUUACCAGAGUUUUAAGGUGCUUUUUGUACUCCGAACAAUUAUCUGCUAAUUUAGGCAGUGAUACGCUAAGCUCGCCAUUUUGUAAAUAUACAUGUUAUUUCGUUAGGUAUUAUGUGUACUAAUGCAAUUUUUAUACAAAAAUUU
Messenger RNA from Parnassius mnemosyne (clouded apollo), 4475 nucleotides. NCBI's taxonomy places the organism in Eukaryota, Metazoa, Arthropoda, Insecta, Lepidoptera, Papilionidae. The record is from the annotation of a GenBank genome assembly.